AUGGACAUGGAUAAAGAGUUCAGACGACAAAAAUCGGUAACGACAGAGGCAACUCGAGCGGAUGAAAUCAACAGGUCUGCACCGCCAAUGGAACAACACGAAACAAUUAAAGACUCACAAUCGGCUGCUUUACGAUUGGCAUUAAAUGCGGGCAAAGAGACACCGGAGAAGAAUGACCCAGACCAGUCGCCGAUGUUGCCACAAAGGAUGUCUAGAACUGAAACUGUCAGGCAAGAUGUGAGAAAAUUGAAGACUGUCACGUUGAAUAGAAUGGGCAAAAUGUUUAAGCAACGCUCGCAGACCCCAAUUGCAGAGAAAUCAUCUUCGUACAACCCCAGGAGCGCUGCGAAAUCAGUUGAGAACUACGAUGAGCAGCCAUCGAAGAAGGAAAAAAGCAAUUCUCUGGGAAGAAUGUUGAAGCUCGUGGAUAAAGACGGCUCACCGAAAAAGCUGUUUCAUCCUCGAGCCGGAUCCUUGAGCCGUAUGUUACGUCGACAUUCCAAUAACGAGAAUAACGAUGAGAAAAAGGAUAUAGACGACACCACACCUGGCAUUUUCUCGAGGAUGUUAAAUCAGUUAAGAGGUCGACCUCAAAGUGGAUCCUCGGUCAAAAGGAACACGGCGGCAGGAAGUAAAUCGAGCUCGUUACCGCCGAAAGCGCCAACAAAUUCGAGAAUGUCCAAUUUCUCGUCAUCGACAACGGUUGCGUCGCCUGCGACACAGACCCAGAAGUCGCUUCAGAAAUUAGUUAACCUGGAAUAUUCUGUUUAA
This is a messenger RNA of Nomia melanderi (Alkali bee), 771 nucleotides long. The record is from RefSeq and is a predicted model, not a curated record. NCBI's taxonomy places the organism in Eukaryota, Metazoa, Arthropoda, Insecta, Hymenoptera, Halictidae.